CCCGGGCUCCCGGCCGCUUGUUUGUUGUUUACUUCUAUUUUUUUUGCCCGUCAGCCCCACCGCAACCGACGCCUCCAGUCCUACUCCUCCACCCAGCUCGCCGCUUCAGGAAUCCGGAGAGCUCGCGUCGCGCGUGCGUGGGCGUGGGUGCGUGCGGCGGCGAAGCACCAGCACCACCCUCUCGCGUCGCGCGCGCGCGCGCGUCUCGAUGGCCGACGGCGAGCCUUCCCUCACGCGCUGGACCUUCGAGGAUUUCGUGGUCCACUACGAGGCGCGCUUCGGCCUCCGGCGCGAGGCCGACGGCGACGACGCACCCCCGCCGCGCGGAUCCGAUCAUGGGGCCAGCCGCCCCGCCACUGCCCGCGCCAACGGCGGCGCGGACCUCGCCGUCUUCGAGCAGUUCGAGCGGAUGGAGAGGAAGGUGGAGAUAAGCAAUGGAGCAAUAGAGGAUGGUCCACUGCAGAAAUCUCUACUUCCUUCAUUUGAAUCUGCAGAAAUGCGCAACUUAGCUGAGACAUUGUUAAGGGAUAUAAUUCGUGGAAGUCCAGAUGUUAAAUGGGAAAGCAUAAAAGGUCUGGAGAAUGCAAAGCGUCUUCUCAAAGAAGCAGUUGUAAUGCCAAUUAAAUAUCCCAAAUACUUCACAGGUCUAUUAUCACCUUGGAAAGGCAUAUUACUGUUUGGUCCACCUGGAACAGGAAAGACAAUGCUAGCUAAAGCUGUGGCUACUGAGUGCAAAACAACUUUUUUCAAUAUUUCUGCCUCGUCGAUUGUAAGCAAGUGGCGCGGUGACUCGGAGAAACUAGUGAAAGUGUUAUUCGAACUUGCAAGGCAUCAUGCACCAUCUACUAUUUUCCUUGAUGAGAUUGAUGCUAUCAUUAGUCAACGUGGUGAAGCUCGUAGUGAACAUGAAGCUAGCCGGCGAUUGAAAACUGAGCUAUUAAUACAGAUGGAUGGGUUGACUAAGACAGAUGAGCUUGUUUUUGUUCUAGCAGCAACAAAUUUACCAUGGGAAUUGGAUGCAGCAAUGCUGCGUCGGCUGGAGAAGCGUAUUCUUGUUCCAUUGCCAGAGCCGGAUGCUAGACAUGCUAUGUUUGAAGAGCUCCUGCCAUAUACACCUGGCACAAUGGAGAUUCCCUAUGAUGUUCUUGUGGAGAAAACUGAAGGGUAUUCUGGCUCUGAUAUUCGCCUGGUAUGCAAGGAAGCAGCAAUGCAGCCCCUAAGACGGGUAAUGGCAGUUCUUGAAGGCAGGAAAGAAGAGGUCCCUGAGGGUGAGUUGCCUGAAGUUGGCCCAGUAACUACAGAAGAUAUUGAACUUGCUUUGAGGAAUACAAGACCGUCUGCACAUCUUCAUGCACAUAGAUACGAAAAGUUCAACCAAGAUUAUGGCAGUCAUGUACAUGGCUAAAGGGGAGAAGCUUGUUGUAGGGUUUAAUUUGUAUGCUCAUGCGUGGGCCAAUAGGUGACUACUGAAUUCAUCGACAUGCUGAGGUAUCCUUGUAAACACUAUGCUUAUCCUUGUAUGCUGUACACUAUCAUUCAUUUGAUGAGCAAUAAGCUGUUUGGU
Messenger RNA from Zea mays, 1564 nucleotides. RefSeq lists its product as uncharacterized. The record is from RefSeq and is marked provisional. Gene Ontology annotation, molecular function: ATP hydrolysis activity; ATP binding. Bases 209 to 1405 code for a protein of 398 amino acids. Lineage: Eukaryota; Viridiplantae; Streptophyta; Magnoliopsida; Poales; Poaceae. The transcript has 12 exons.